AUGGUUGUAGACAGACGUGUACAUAAACAACUUGCCAGCGAAUCACAGAGUUGUUACGGCAUAAAGUGCAUCAGCAGAAUGGAAAAAUCGUUCCCGCCGUCCACUAACCAGAGCAGCAAAGAGGAGGCGGGGGAAGACGGGAGGAAACCGCAUGGUUCACUGGUUGGUUCGUCUGGUGCAACAGCGACCGAUACAGUGGCACCCUGCUGGCAAAGACACGAAGUGCCCUGA
Messenger RNA from Opisthorchis viverrini, 231 nucleotides. RefSeq lists its product as hypothetical. The transcript has a single exon. Bases 1 to 231 code for a protein of 76 amino acids. Lineage: Eukaryota; Metazoa; Platyhelminthes; Trematoda; Opisthorchiida; Opisthorchiidae. The record is from RefSeq and is a predicted model, not a curated record.